This is a messenger RNA of Anopheles coustani, 1344 nucleotides long. Its product is annotated as leucine-rich PPR motif-containing protein, mitochondrial-like. NCBI's taxonomy places the organism in Eukaryota, Metazoa, Arthropoda, Insecta, Diptera, Culicidae. The record is from RefSeq and is a predicted model, not a curated record. Bases 13 to 1194 code for a protein of 393 amino acids. The transcript is spliced from 4 exons. Gene Ontology annotation, molecular function: protein binding.
CGUCCCGACAAGAUGGAUCAAUUAACUCUACAACUCCUUCAAAAUGUACAAAAUUCUAACAAAAUAUCUCGUCUUGAGGUGGAGCAACUGCUGGACCAAGUGCGUGCAGAUAAAAGUGCAACAAAUGCACAGGUUUUACUGAUAAUACAGUGCUGUGGUACCAUUCUUUCCGACGAAUCUAAGGAAACCCGAAUGGCGCUUGUUCAGAACAUACUAGAAUCGUAUGAAGCAUCGAACAUCUCGCUGGAUAUUUCGCAUUAUAAUGCCCUACUGCGUGUGUACUGGGAAAACGAACAUCGGUUUUCCGCAACCGAUUUUCUAGCAGAUUUGGAAUCGAAGGGCCUUCAACCUAAUCGCGUCACAUACCAAAAGUUGUUGCUCUGCAAUUGCUUGAACGGCGAGAUCAAAGCUGCCAACAAAAUAUUUGCUGCCAUGAAGGAGAAAGGGUUCGGUAUCAGUCAGUAUAUUUUGGAUAUGCUCAUCAUAACCAACAGCCAGGCAGAUGAACUCGCAGCAGCCGCAGAUAUGCUGGAAGAGACCAUACGAGCUAACAAAAAGCUAUCAGACCUUGCCUUUUACUCACUGCUUUGUGCCUAUGCUCGGAAAGGUGAUAUUGAAUACAUGUGCCAAACUCUGGAAACUUGUAAGAAGAAUAAUAUUACCAUGAAGGAGGAAGGAUUCAUCAUGAUCUUGCAGUCGCUGGCCGAUAGUGGACAUGGAAAGCACAUCAAGCGCGUGGAGGAACAGAUGCACCAAUACGGUUACGUUUUAGACGAUUUGAGCAGGAUCUUCAGUCUGAUAUCCAUAACGAAGCGAUUCGAAUUGUUUGAUAGAGCCGUAAUAGCCGAGGACGACAACAUUACUGAAUGCGAAGGCUUAGAAAAAUCAUUCAAUGAUAUGAUGUUCGAUGCAGGAUCAUCAACGGAGGAUGGACAGAAAAGGAUGCUGAUCAUACUGAAAAGUUUCAUCAACGAAGGUCUAACGAUCAGCAAAAGGCUCGGGGAAAAAUUAACUGAUCGUUAUGCGGAAAGCAGCGAUAUGAUAUUCAAGAGCUUGCUCGGUAGGUUGAACGAGACCAAAUCUGGAGCGAUGAAUGAACAUGAUGGCACUCAAUAUAAAACCGCUGCGGCUUAUCCGAUCGGUAAUUCGAUCGAACGAUCAAGAGAAGUUGGUAGCGUUACUUCAAAGGCUUGAAGAUGAAAAUUUCGAAAUCCCCCCCGACAUCUACGAAGCAGCGGUGGAAAUGUACGUCACGAGCGGGAAAACAAAAUAUGCAGAAGAGUUGCUUAAAAGCAUCCGAAUCAAGAAUCCCACAUUCACGCUCACUCGUGUGGUGUUGCUGCG